UUUUCGUGAAUCUACAUGUGGCCAGUGUGUAUGACAAGUGUUAUUUCCUCGUUGAUUUUCCUCUUCAUUUUACUGCACUUCAUCACCGCUCUGAAUCCCACCGCCUCCCCCUCCCCUCCUAACCACGCUCCCCCCUCCCCCCGCAGGAGACGACAGCCAAGGACGCCCGCGCCUCCUUCAGCAGCAGCAGCCACCGACCGCCCUUCCCGCCCAGCACCCGCUCCCUCGCGCCCUCAGCCCCAGGACCCAGCCAUGAAUUCCGAGGAGUUCCGUAAGCGAGGGAAGGAGAUGGUGGACUACAUCGCCAACUACAUGGACACCAUCGAGAACCGGCGAGUGACGCCCGCGAUCGAGCCCGGCUACCUGAAGGACCUGGUGCCCCUCGAGGCUCCUCAGAAGGGCGAGGGCUGGGACGACAUCAUGAAAGACGUCGAGGACAAGAUCAUGCCCGGGGUGACCCACUGGCAGCACCCGCGGUUCCACGCCUACUUCCCCUCCGGCAACUCCUACCCGAGCAUCCUGGGGGACAUGCUUAGCGACGGCAUAGGAUGCAUCGGGUUCUCGUGGGCAGCGUCGCCGGCCUGCACGGAGCUGGAGACGAUUGUGCUUGACUGGAUUGGAAAGAUGGUGGGACUACCUGAAGACUUCCUCUCCUUCACCGAGAACAGCAAAGGCGGAGGAGUCAUACAGGGCUCGGCGUCGGAGUGCGUCCUGGUGUCCCUCCUGGCCGCCCGCGCCCACAAGAUCCGCCAGCUGAAGAAGCAGCACCCGUUCGUGGAGGAGGGCGUGCUGCUGUCCAAGAUGAUGGCCUACUGCAGCAAGGAGGCCCACUCGUGCGUCGAGAAGGCGGCCAUGAUGGCCUUCGUCAAGAUGAGGAUCCUGGAGCCUGACGAGAACCAGAGCCUCAGGGGAUCCACGCUCCAGCAGGUGAUGGAGGAGGACCGCGCCAUGGGCCUCAUCCCCUUCUACGUGGAGGCCACCCUCGGCACCACCUCCUGCUGCUCCUUCGACAACCUCGCCGAGAUCGGUCCCGUGUGCGAGGAAUACGGGGCUUGGCUGCACGUCGACGGCGCCUAUGCAGGCAACUCGUUCAUCUGCCCCGAGUUGCGAGGCCCCAUGAAGGGCAUUGAGUAUGCUUCCUCGUUCAACUUUAACCCGAACAAGUUCAUGCUGACGAACUUCGACUGUUCUCUCAUGUGGGUGAAGGACCGCUUCCGACUGACGCAGGCCCUGGUGGUGGACCCUCUCUACCUGCAACACUCGUAUUCUGAGAAGUCCAUUGACUACAGGCACUGGGGCAUCCCGCUGAGCCGCCGGUUCCGCGCCCUCAAGCUGUGGUUCGUGAUCCGCUCCUUCGGCGUGGAGGGCCUGCAGAAGUACAUCCGCGAGCACUGCCGUCUCGCCAAGAGGUUCGAGGCCCACGUCAGGAAGGAGCCCAGCUUCGAGGUCGCCAGCCCCGUCGGCCUCGGCUUGGUCUGCUUCAGACUGAAGGGAACGAACCUGAUCAACCAGAAGCUGCUGUCUUCCAUCAACGCCUCCGGGAAGCUGCACAUGGUCCCCGCUUCCCUCAACGACAGAUACGUUAUCCGGUUCUGUGUCUGCGCCCAGAACGCCACCGACGCCGAUAUCGACUAUGCGUGGGAAGUCAUUACACAGUUUGCUGCUGACAUGAAGGUCAUCAUGGCCGAGGAAUUGGAGAACAAAGAGAAGCAGGUCGAGGAGACGAAAGAGAACAAGGAAGAGGAGGCGCAGAAGGAGGCCGAAGAAGGCACCGAAGAAGUGUUCCAGAUGCUCGACCGCAAGAACAAGAAGAGCCUGCGGUACAAGCGGUCCUUCUUCGUCCGCAUGGUGUCCGACCCCAAGAUCUACAACCCGAAAAUCGUCAGAAGUCUUCCACCCAACGGCCCGAGGCGGCACACCACAGAUUCCGAGCCCGACAGCCAGACCUUCAACACUCCUGCUCCUACUAUUGACGAGAAAGCCGUGACGCAGAUGCUUGAGGACGUCAACCUCGACGAAGUCUUUGCCGACAAAGAGACGAGGAUGAAGUUCCUCACCAAGGCCGUGAGCGACCUGUCGGAGAGGCUCGCGAUGAAUCAUAAGUUGCAGUGCCAGAACGAGGGCCAGCAGAGGCAGAGGGUGAGGAGAGGAGGGGGAGGAGAGAGGAAUUCGUUUUCUUAUAGCCUAUUCUUUGUCAAAAGGCCAAUUAAAACCCAAGCCGGAAAUAUUGCCAGUAUGAGGAACGUGCUUAAUCUGAUAUCCAACCUAACAUACCCGAGUCUAAGCGAACUGCAGAUUAAAUCUUCAACAGCAACCAACGGACAGAACGGAGACUGUGUUAGCAUGAGGCCUGUUUAUCCUUCCCUCAGUCCUUCCCACACUCAAGGUCUUCCGCAGUUGUCGAUGGAGGAUCUGAAUCCAUUUAGUGGUUAA
Messenger RNA from Penaeus vannamei (Pacific white shrimp), 2433 nucleotides. Lineage: Eukaryota; Metazoa; Arthropoda; Malacostraca; Decapoda; Penaeidae. The record is from RefSeq and is a predicted model, not a curated record.